AUGUCAGAUCCCCUGUCAAUCGCCGCAAGCAUCGCAGGGCUUGUCACCCUCGCCGACAUCGUUUUCGAUCGUCUGGUCAAGUACGGGAGAUCGGUGAAAGAUGCCGAGAAGGAAAUCCAGGAGCUUGCAAAGGAGGUCAAUCUCCUCGCCGGAAUCCUGAGUAGUCUUUCCAGGCUGGCCAGGGCCUUGGACGACGAAUCGUUUGACAGAAACCUGCGUAUGCACCACAUCGAGGCAUGCAAUGAGACCCUCGCGGAGAUCGACAAGAAAUUGGGCAAGAUGGACAAAGAUUCGAUCAAAGACAGGCUGAAAUGGCCGUUUUCAAACCGCCGCAUCAAGGAAUGGCUGGAGGAAUUGUCAAAGCACAAACAAAACAUCAAUCUGGCCCUGUCUGCCAACACAAUGGACGCCAUGCUCCGACUCUUGGCGCAAGAAGACCGUCACGCCGGAAAAACGCUCACGGAGGUCAAGGAGACUCGGAAAAUCGUCAGUCGCAUCCACCAAGACUCAGAGCGCAAGAAAGUGCUAGAGUACUUCCUAAAGUACAAUCCUCAGCAGAACUACGAAACGAGUCGUCGUCUGCGACAUCCAAGGACUGGGCUCUGGCUCACACGACUUCCCGAAUUUCAGCAUUGGCUAUCUACACCUGACUCCAGACUGUGGUUGAAGGGCAUCCCGGGAGCCGGCAAGACGGUUCUGGCUGCGUCAAUCAUCGAGGCGGCACUGGGCAUGAGUACGGAGACGACCCCCUCCGCGUUUUUUUUCUGCGACUACAAGGAAACCGACACUCACAAGCCUGCAACCAUUCUCGGGGCUCUGGUCUAUCAACUUGCCAUUCAGAAGGAAGAAGCGUAUGAGAGGUUAAAAAAGUUCUACGAGGAGCUGCAUCCCUCAAACGGUUUACCUCGAGUGGCCAGCACCACAUCACUGGAGCGGGUUCUCAAAGACAUGACCAAGAUGUAUGACCACGUGUAUUUGGUCGUAGAUGGCCUCGAUGAGUGUAGGGAGCUGACCGAUGACGUGGUUGAGAUGCUUUCUGACGUUUCCGAGGACACCGACAACGUCUCAAUGGCACUUCUAAGCCGAGAUGAGGAUCACAUUCGAGGUCUUCUGGAGGCGGACUUUGUUCCCUUGGAGAUUGCCGCCCACAAGGAAGACAUAACGGAAUUCGUCACAUCGGAAAUUGAAGAGAGGAUUCGCAAUCGCAGGUUACGCAUCGAUGGCGCCGAGCUCAAAGCGGAAAUUCUUCAUGGGCUCAUUGACGGAGCAAAGGGAAUGUUUAGAUGGGUGGCUUGUCAACUGGACCAUCUAGGGGAUUGCGACUCAGAUCAGCAGUGCCGUGAUGCACUCAAAACUCUUCCUCCGACCCUGGACGAGACCUAUGUUCGCAUCCUUGAACGCAUACCCAGAACCAAAACCAAAACCAUUCAACUGGCUCUGAACAGCAUAGCAUAUGCCGAUCCAAAGCUCACGAUCCAUCAAUUAAGGCAAAUGCUCGCAGUGCCCGAAAAGGGGGCAUUCCUAGAUCCGCGGGCCGUCAUACGCGAGGAAGCCAUCACAAGGUACUGCAGUAGUUUUGUCCGAAAGUCGAACGACGGACGUUACCUUGAAUUCUCCCAUUUUUCGGUCCAGGAAUUUCUGGAAACGGCUUCACUACCCAAUUCAGACUUGGAAUUCUUCCGACUCUCCAAAAAACGCGCAUUUUCGCUGCUCGCCAUUGAGUGUCUGAAGUUUAUCCAACUCGAGAAUUUCGGCCGUGCUUGCGUCGACACGGUGAGGCAAGAUGACAUGAAGGGCGAAGACAGUCCGGUUUCAGCACGCGACAAAGAAUAUCCAGUAUAUAAAUACGCUGCCGAACGCUGGCCGGUAUACGCCAGAGGAGAAUGGGAAGAUGCGCGUAUUGUUGACCUUGCCAAAUCUCUUUUCCACCCGAGUAAAACAGCCUGCUUCACUUCUUGGGCAAUCGAGAUUGUGGAACAACUAGAACUCUUCGGAGAAGGUAAGGACGCUGCGUCGAUUGUUACACAUCAAUUAUUCAGCCCACUGCAUCUGGCAGCGUCCUUCUCCUUGCCACAAAUUUGCUCCUUCCUCAUUCAACAAAAGAUGGACGUCAAUCUCGCAGGCCCCGUCGGGACUCCGAUGCAAUGCGCAGUCCAGGGGCUCGCUGCUAAUAUUGGACUAGUAUAUAUCGACUAUCUCGAAUGGUUUCAAAACACAGACGACGACGAAGACUUUGAAAUGAUGGCCACGGCAGAUACCAUCAAAUGUCUACAUCAAGCCGGAGCGUUCUUCCCUUCAGAGUGCACCUAUCCGUUUCACGGUCAGACUUUGUACGGCGUUGCGUUCAAUGUGGCAUUUAGAGCAGACACGCUGUUUUUACCGAUGACCCUGCUUCGCUUCGGUGUGCCGCUCAAAGAACGCGACCUUGAGAGCGCAACCGCCUACUUCAUUAAGCAGGAUAAAAGCGACCAUGUCAAACAUUACGCGAGCUUACAACCGUUUCUUGAAUCAAUGAAUGACGCUGUCGCCCCAUCUUCUUUGGAAAUCCGGCUACACCGUCUGGUAUGGAAUCAAGCCAUGUUAUACAACCUGGACUUUGUCUGUCACCCGACGACAAUUGAUACCAGGAUCUACUUGAUGGAAGAAGACUUGGGGCGGCAAGCUGUUACAGCAAUCAAGGUGGGAAGUCUCCCUGUACUGCGCAGAAUUCUAAGCGACCCUCGCUUUGAAGCCUCAACUUGUGUAAGUGAGAACGGCGACUCGCUUUUGCACCUGGCAAUGGCAUCACCAAGGAAUACCGUGACGUCUGUUAUCGUCAAGGAAUUACUCAAUGCUGGGUGCGACGCUUGCGAGACGAAUUCAUUUGACGAGCAGCCGAUCCACUUGUGGGGGCCCGACUGUGACGAUGACGACGACACAGAUGACGAUACAGACUACGGGGCCAGAUGGGGUACGACAAAUACUUACUACGAGGUGGUCAAGAUGCUUAAAGACAACGGCGCGACUUGUCUUGCGCAAGACGCAACGGGGCGCAACGCUCUGCAUGUGCACGCUGGUUGGCCUCAAGGACUCAAAGUUCUAUUGGAGCACUUUGCAGAUGAUAUCACCAACGCCAUGGAAACCAUAGACCGCGACGGAUAUACGCCACUCACUCAGUGUCUCAAGGACGAGAAGGUGGAUUCCGCCUCCAUCCUUGUGGGACGCGUCUCUCUCAGCCCCGAGAUGGUCCACUGCCCAACGCAUAUAUUGUUACUUGCGGCGAGCGCCAACGCGAGCGAUCUUUUCGAAACCCUGUUUCGUUCAAACGUCGUGGACAAAACUACUUUGGCACCCGGAGACAGCCCUCUGCAUCAUUUGAGCCGCCACAUCACAGUAAGCUUCGUCCGACGCCUAAAAUCCAUCUACCCUGAGUCUUGCAGUUAUCCAGGCGAUACUUCUGGCAAGACGCCAUUAGAGUCGUAUAUAGGACAGUGUUUACAAACCGACAAGGUGACCAGAAUCGCCUCGGCCGUCGUGGAGGAAUUGUCUGUCUCAGGACCUCCCAUGACAACUGUUGUGCAAGGGAACAUUUGGCAACACUUCUCGCAAACCGUGGUUAAGAUCACACGCUCUUCACCAUCCCACAUAAACGACUUAGUGAGAGAAGCAAUCUCUGAAGGAAACACCUUGUCGCGACUCGGGUACCUGCAUGCCUACGAGUCGUCAGCCAGCCAGUCCGGCAUCAUCCCACUCUUGGAAGCCUUUUCCGGCCUCCCCGACCGCUCCAUCGUCUUCAUGUCCUUUUUCGCGGCCAUCUGCGAGGUGAUCUAUCAUUUCAUUGAUCAAACGCAUUACUGGUCUGACAUUGAGCGGUCCCCACAUCUCACUCGUCUGCUGAAAGCAGCUGUUCAAUCUUGCAACUUGAAACUCGGCAAAUUCCUCCUGGGGAAAGGCGUCAGUGUCCACCAACGAGUUGAUGGCCUGUCUGCAUUGGAAAGCUUAUGCCGGAACCCCCCAAAUCACGAUGAAGUAAAGAAAAUGAUCAGCCUUGUUUUGGACCAUGCAGAUAAAUCUCGUUGGAACGAAACCAGCCCUAUCAACAGCCUCCCAUUGCUUCAUCAGCUUCAUGCUCCGGGCGCUGAGUGGAUUGUGGCCGAACUAGUUCAACGAGGUGCAGACCCUAAUGUGCGCGUCGAUCAUGGUUGUCGUGAUCCGGUUUUGGUCUGGUAUUUGCGUACAAAAAGAUUGCAGUAUGCUUCCGCCAUACUGAGAGCUGGAGCAGACCCCAGUCAGACAAGCAGCUUGGGUUUUGAUGCAGCGUUGGUUGCUGCUUGGAACAAGUUCUCUGCUUUUCUCCAUGAACUGUACGACGCCUGCAAAAGAAUCAAGACGAUCCGAUGGGACAGGACAUGCAGAUUGAUGAUAAAUCUGGGCGGGGAGAGACACUUCGCAACGGACGUCAACGGACUCCAUAUUGGCGCUGUCUUCGGAUCUAUCAACACAAUGGCCUUCUACAUUGACCAAGGUCUCAUCAGCAACCUUGACACAGUGUCAUACUACGAUUAUACGCCUUUGCACUUCGCCGUCAUAAACGGCCAUACAAGCGCCGUCAAGUUUCUGUGCGCUCGAGGAUGCGACGUCAAUGCUCGAUGUUCUAACGGAAGCUCGUCACUGCACCUUGCGGCAAGAUACAAAAAGCUUGAGGUUGCAAAAGCCCUUAUCGAGGCAGGGUGCAAAUCGUCACUGGACUCGGCGGGAAUGCGGCCCGGCUUCUAUGCACUUCAAUCCGAUGACGAAAACCUCAUCAAAUUUUUCAAGUCCUCUGAACUGGAUUCGGAGCAGCCGGCUUCAGACGUCCGCGAUCAUGACCCAUUUUCGAAAAGACAGCGUCGAAUGGCUUUUGCUGCAGCUUUCGAGGAUGCCAUCCUCGGCGACAACUUGAGUCGCUGCCAAGACUUGAUUGCCAGUGGCUGCGACCUUGAGGUUCCUCUGAACAGCUGCGGUGGUUGCUCGCCUCUAGUCAAAGCCAUCGAAAACAAACGGACCGCAAUCGUAACGUGGCUUCUCGAGAAAGGGGCAUCCCUGACCAGGACUAUUUGUCACCUCAAAGUCCCUAUCACUGCGAUCCAUUCGAUAGUAGAGAAUCCUGAACUCGUUGAGAUCUUGCCUCAGAGUUUGAAGAGUUUAAUGAGGGACGAGGUGGCGGUGUUGGAGCAUUUUCCAGGCCUGAUCAUCGCUGCUGCGGCUUCGAAUAACACUAAAGGUUUGGAGUUGCUUUUUGUACAUUUGAUGCGAUACGAAAAGCGUUGCGAUUUUCAUAUUCCCGGCGGUUUUGAAAAUCUGCUUUCUGCAGCCCUGAGCAAGAAAGAUCAACAUGGGUAUUCUGCAUUGCAUUGGGCAGCUAGGAAGGGAAAUCUGAAGGCUGUUAACUUGUUGCUCGAUUCAGGAGCUGAUGUCAAUGCGUCAGCCGGCGUGUUCACGUCGACUCCAUUGCAUUGCGCUAUUGAAUAUGGGCAAGACCUGGAGGCUCAGGUUGCUUUACGUUUGAUCGAGAAAGGUGCGUCACUCGAAAGCCGUGAUUAUUUGGGCAUGACUCCAAUGUCGCUUGCAGCACGUAGGAGUAAUUUGCCUUUGAUCAGGGGGUUGAAAUGUCUCAAAGCAGACGCUAUGGCUUUAGACUCUAUAUCUUCUUCACCUUUGCUGUGUUCAGCCCUUGGUCUCGUUGGACCGAGUACUUGGGAAAACCGUGUCAAGAUCUUCGCGGAGCUUCUGCAUCUUGGUCAUGAUCCUCACGCGGUAAAUUCGAUUGGUCGUUCGGCAUUUCACGCCGCGAUUUGCCAACGGGAAUUCAUCCCCCUUUUACUAAACUUUGGCAUUCAACUCGAAGACAGCCAGUCUUUUCCCUGGAACACCAAAUCGCAUCGACUUCCAUUUUGGCUCACCGAAGGUUUCUCGUUGUUUCGGAAGACAUUCAAGCGACAAACACUCUGUAACUUCCUGAACGUGGCACCAAACAAUGCCUGGAGCCCACUAUGUAGAGCGGCGUCUCUCGGUUGGACGGUGGUCAUGGAGAAUCUCAUUGUCAUGGGCGCCGACAUUGAUGCCGAAGGAUGCUCUCUGGGUUCUGCUCUGAUUGUGGCUUGCAUUACCGGGCGGAAAGAGUCGGCCGUUUACCUGGUUCGUCGUGGUGCGGCGCUGUCCUACUGGGGGCCAAACGGGUUUCGGUCAGCACACGAUGCCGCGAUGAAAAACUCGUCGAUUCUGAACUGGCUUCUAGUCGAACGGUUCACCGACCAACGGAAACUGACAGCGGCCAAUGGUCUGGAACUGGGAGAUGAACAAACUCGUGGAACAUUCACAUGGGGCGGGCCUGUGAGGGCCGGGUUGGUCAUCUGUGGUACAAUGGAAAGGUUGCCGAAGGAGUCGUCCCGGGAAUACUGGUCCCGGCUGAUGAGCGAGAAGAAAAAGUGGAGGGGAAAGGUCCUGCCGCCGAGUCCUGCACGUCGAACAAGCCGCCCCUCGAACUUGGUUCCUGAGGAACACCAUCCCCUCGUUCCUCGACGGCCACACAUUGCCGACAUUCGGGAUGGCCCGGAGAGUGUCGAGGUUGUGGUUACCGGUCUCGAUCACGACGCCGGAGAAGACGACGUGAUCAAAUCGCUUGACGACUUUGGUCCUCUCGUCGGCAGUCAACUUGGUGAUGAGGGCUUCUCUGUCUUCGUCCUGUGGCGUCAUGGUCAGGUCUACCCACGUCUUGCGUCGCUCUAA
Messenger RNA from Colletotrichum higginsianum IMI 349063, 6747 nucleotides. Its product is annotated as Ankyrin repeat protein. The transcript has 4 exons. Gene Ontology annotation, molecular function: protein binding. The record is from RefSeq and is a predicted model, not a curated record. NCBI's taxonomy places the organism in Eukaryota, Fungi, Ascomycota, Sordariomycetes, Glomerellales, Glomerellaceae. Bases 1 to 6747 code for a protein of 2248 amino acids.